Aspergillus neoniger CBS 115656 is the source of this 896-nucleotide messenger RNA. RefSeq names its product ribonuclease P subunit p30 family protein. The coding region runs from base 9 to 896 and encodes 295 amino acids. The transcript is spliced from 2 exons. The record is from RefSeq and is a predicted model, not a curated record. NCBI's taxonomy places the organism in Eukaryota, Fungi, Ascomycota, Eurotiomycetes, Eurotiales, Aspergillaceae. Gene Ontology annotation, biological process: tRNA processing. Gene Ontology annotation, molecular function: RNA binding. Gene Ontology annotation, cellular component: nucleolar ribonuclease P complex.
CCAGCAUCAUGUUCUAUGAUCUCAAUCUGCCCUAUGCCUCGGAUGAUCCCGAGAUCUCCAAUACCUUAAGUUUUCUUGCAGAACUUGGUUACACCACCGUUGCCCUAUCCCAAUCUAUUACUGGAAAACUCCCCUCAAACCCUACUCCCCCACCAGCGCCAAAGAAUGUUCCCAAGGGCCUGACGCUCCUCACUCGCCUGAACCUGACCCUCUCCGACCCUGCGCAGAACCAGCGACUUGCCAGCCUGACUCAGGUUUAUGAUCUCGUCGCAAUGAGGCCCACCAAUGAAAAGGCGCUCCUAAAUGCAUGCACCAACCUCGAGUGUGAUAUCAUCUCGCUGGAUUUCUCCAUACGACUACCCUUCCACUUCAAGUUCAAGAUGGUUUCCGCUGCUAUAUCACGUGGGGUUCGAUUUGAGAUCUGCUAUGGACCAGGAAUCACCGGGAGCGGACUUGACGCUCGCCGCAACCUAAUCGGGAAUGCGAUGUCGUUGAUACGAGCCACGCGCGGCCGGGGAAUCAUCAUUUCGAGUGAGGCGCAGCGAGCUCUGGCUGUUCGGGCACCAUGGGAUGUGAUCAACCUGGCAUGCGUUUGGGGUCUUUCGCAGGAGCGUGGCAAAGAGGCGAUCUGCGAGGAGGCCCGGAAAGUGACCGCCUUGGCCAAGCUGAAGCGGACCAGUUGGCGAGGGAUCAUUGAUAUCGUGGCAGGGGGAGUGACUAAGACGAAAGCGAACGUACCGUUUCAGAAGAAGACCCAGGAGGCCACGGGCGAUAACUUGAAGAGAAAAGCAUCGGUGGGGUCAGAGCCAACGGGCGAAGAGGCGGAGAAACCGCUGUCCAAGCGCGAAAUGAAGCGCCGGGCCAAGAAGGCUCGGUUGGAGUCUGCCGGAGCUUGA